AUGAAAAAGUACGGACAAUGUCCUCAGGAACUGGUCGACCUCCUCAGUAAAAAAGUCAAAAAGAACGACAGUAACAACUACAAUGAGUCAGAUUAUGAGGAUCGAUCUCCGAAUCCAAUAACUCCUGACAACCAAGUGUUCUAUCCAGAGUCGCCGGAAAGUGUCCGUUCCAAUGACAACUCGCCAAGAACGUCUGGAAUCAGUCGAUUCAGAAGAAUAAAACUUGCCCAGAAGACAACUCGUGGCCGGUGGAAAAGGGAUCAUCAUCACGAUUUUCGCCUCUAUUACCUCAUGGUGAUGGACAGUCUGAUCACGCACAUCCCAAAGAAUCGCGAGCCGCUCAAAGAGAUCAAACGCGUCUCCGACGUUGUGCCCUUGGCCAACUCAAAAGUCCUCCAUAAAAACACGGCGAAAUCAGUGAUGACAGUCAUUCCCCUGAAAUUGAAGAUUCCCACAGUGAGCGGAGAGAGUGUUCAGAAAAAUCAGCAGCCAGCGAUGGUGAUGGAGAAUCCUGUCAUUCGCUUGCCACAAGAGUUUAAUCAAGAUGUUAAUUUCAGAGAACGACGAUUUUCGGAAGAGUCUAUUCCUUCUACUGUCGAUUCGUCGGUUUACAGGACGCCCAGGGGCGAGAGCCCGCAAUCAUUUCACGAAUCAGCUGAACACCCGUUUCAGUCGUAUCUUGGCAGAAUGACUUCAGAUUUAGAGGGAGAAGACAUAGAGGUCAAAAUUUCAAAAUGUCUGGAUAUCGUCAAAGAAGCCAUCGUUAGUAGCGUUAGAGAAGAAAUCGAACGAACAAGACUUGCGUAUGAACAGACCGCGAAUGAACUACAGUGUCUUCGAGAUGAAUAUCGUCUCUGCAAAUCUCUACUCACCGAAUCCCAAUUGCACCAAUUCCAAAGUCAGCUUCAACUUUUGAAUGAAAGAAGAAAAAGACAAAUUGAUCAGUCGACGGCAAUUACACCAAUGGACGAUGGCAGAAAUCACUUUUACGAUAACUGCUGA
Messenger RNA from Oikopleura dioica, 1002 nucleotides. The record is from the annotation of a GenBank genome assembly. NCBI's taxonomy places the organism in Eukaryota, Metazoa, Chordata, Appendicularia, Copelata, Oikopleuridae.